AUGGUGAAAAAAGCUAUUGAUGCUCGUAUUCCAGCUUUGAUUAGAAAUGGUGUGCAAGAAAAGCAAAGAUCUUUCUUUGUCAUCGUUGGUGACAGAGCACGUAAUCAAUUACCAAAUUUACAUUAUUUAAUGAUGAGUGCAGAUUUGAAAAUGAAUAAGUCUGUUCUUUGGGCUUAUAAGAAAAGACUUCUUGGUUUUACUUCUCAUAGAAAAAAGAGAGAAGCUAAGAUAAAAAAGGAAAUUAAAAGAGGUACAAGAGAGGCUAAUGAUCAAGAUCCUUUCGAGGGUUUCAUUUCUAAUCAAAAUAUUAGAUACGUUUAUUAUAAAGAAACUGAAAAAAUUUUGGGUAACACCUAUGGUAUGUGUAUCCUACAAGAUUUUGAAGCCUUAACCCCAAAUUUAUUGGCAAGAACUAUUGAAACCGUCGAGGGUGGUGGUAUUGUUGUUAUCUUAUUGAAAUCAAUGUCAUCUUUAAAACAACUUUAUACAAUGACUAUGGAUGUACAUUCUCGUUAUCGUACUGAAGCUCAUGAUGACGUUGUUGCAAGAUUUAAUGAAAGGUUUAUUCUAUCUCUGGGUUCCAAUGAAAAUUGUCUGGUUGUGGAUGAUGAAUUAAACGUCUUACCUAUUUCAGGUGCCAAAAAUGUCAAACCAUUACCUCCAAAGGAUGAUGACAUUUUAUCUCCAAAGGAAAUGGAACUGAAAGAUUUGAAAGAAUCUUUAGAAGAUGUCCAACCUGCAGGUUCUUUAGUGGCUCUUUCAAAAACUGUCAAUCAAGCGCAUGCCAUAUUGACAUUUAUUGAUGCUAUUUCAGAAAAGACAUUGAAUUCUACCGUGGCAUUAACAGCAGGUAGAGGUAGAGGUAAAUCUGCUGCUUUGGGUAUUGCCAUUGCUGCAUCCGUAUCUCAUGGUUAUUCCAAUAUUUUCGUUACUUCACCAUCUCCGGAAAAUUUGAAGACGCUAUUCGAAUUUAUCUUCAAAGGUUUCGAUGCCCUGGGUUAUCAAGAACAUAUUGAUUAUGAUAUUAUUCAAUCCACAAAUCCUGAGUUUAACAACGCCAUUGUCAGAGUCGACAUUAAGAGAGGUCACAGACAAACUAUUCAAUAUAUUAUCCCUCAAGAUUCUCAUGUUUUAGGCCAAGCAGAAUUAGUUGUCAUUGAUGAAGCUGCUGCAAUUCCGUUACCUAUUGUUAAGAACUUAUUGGGUCCAUAUUUAGUUUUUAUGGCUUCUACUAUCAACGGUUAUGAAGGUACAGGCAGAUCUUUAUCCUUAAAAUUAAUUCAACAGUUACGUAACCAAACAACUACAGGUGGUCGUGACAUUUCUCAAACUGCCUUUGUUUCAAGAGAUAAAAAACAGAACGAUAUUGCUUCUUCAAAUAUUGGAUCUCGUCAAUUAAGAGAAAUUGCUUUAGAAGAACCGAUUAGAUAUGCCGAAGGCGAUCCAAUUGAAAAAUGGUUAAACAAGUUACUUUGUUUAGACGUAACAUUAAUUAAGAACUCAAGAUUCGCCUCCAAGGGUACUCCACAUCCUUCACAAUGUAAUCUUUUCAUUGUUAACAGAGACACAUUAUUUUCAUACCAUCCAGUGUCGGAAAAUUUCCUUGAAAAGAUGAUGGCCCUUUAUGUAUCAUCACAUUACAAGAACUCUCCAAAUGAUUUACAAUUGAUGAGUGAUGCCCCUGCACAUCAAUUAUUUGUUCUCUUACCUCCAAUUGAUCCAAAGAAUGGUAAUAGAAUCCCAGACCCAUUAUGUGUUAUACAAGUUGCAUUAGAAGGUCAAAUUUCGAAACAAAGCGUUAGAAAUUCUCUUUCAAGAGGCCAAAGAGCUGGUGGUGAUUUGAUUCCGUGGUUAAUCUCCCAGCAAUUUCAAGAUGAAGAAUUUGCAGGAUUAAGUGGUGCUCGUAUUGUUAGAAUUGCAACUAAUCCCGAAUAUGCUUCAAUGGGUUAUGGUUCUAGAUCGAUCGAACUACUAAGAGAUUACUUCGAAGGUAAAUUCACCGAUAUGUCAGAAAGUGAUAAACCAAGAAAUUAUUCGUUAAAGAGAGUCAGCGAUAAAGAGCUUGCUAAGACCAAUUUAUUAAAGGAUGAAAUUAAAUUGAGAGACGCAAGUACUUUACCACCUUUGCUAUUAAAACUUUCCGAACAACCACCACAUUUCUUACAUUACCUCGGUGUUUCGUACGGUUUAACCCCAUCCUUACACAAGUUCUGGAAAAAUAACAAAUUUGUUCCAGUUUACAUACGUCAAACUGCAAAUGAUUUAACUGGUGAACAUACGUGUGUUAUGCUAAAUGUUCUCGAAGGCAGAGAGGCAAAUUGGUUGGUUGCUUUUGCCAAUGACUUCCACAAGAGAUUCCUAUCUUUACUUUCAUACGAUUUCAAUAAGUUCACGUCAGUUCAAUCUUUGAAUGUUAUUGAAUGUUGCAAGAAAGUAUCUGAAUUAUAUAACGGUGCAGAAUUUUCCAAUGAAUUAACCAGAACCCAACUUGAUGAUAUUUUCUCUCCUUUCGAUUUGAAGAGAUUAGACAGUUAUGCCAACAACUUAUUGGAUUACCAUGUCAUUGUAGAUUUAUUACCAAUGUUAUCAAUUCUAUAUUUCAGUGGCAGAAUGGGUGACACUGUCAACCUAUCCGGUGUUCAAAGUGCAAUUUUAUUGGCAAUUGGUCUACAACGUAAAAGUAUCGAUUCAAUCACUAAAGAAUUGAAAUUACCAUCAAAUCAAAUCAUUGCUAUGUUUGCCAAGAUCAUAAGAAAGUUCUCUCUAUACUUCCGUCAACUAUUAAGUGAAUCAAUCGAUCAAAAUUUACCAAAGAGAACCGAUGAAAAAAUUGCUGAAAUGAAUGGUGAAGAAGUCAAAAGCUACAAUGCAGCUGAAGCCCUGGAUCAAUUAGACGAAGAUUUAGAAGAGGCUGGUACUGAAGCGAAUAGAGCCAUGAGAGAAAAACAAAAAGAAUUGAUCAACUCUUUGAAGCUGGAUAAAUAUACCAUUUCAGACAACAUCAACGAAUGGGACUCCAACAAAGAUAUUGAAAAGGCUGCAAAAUCAAAUGGUGUCGUCAGCGUGAAAACCGGUACCAAAAGAUCCACGGAAAACGGCACCAACAUCUACAACAGCGAGAUGAAGUCCCUAAAGAAGAGCAAGAAGCCUAGAAAGCAUUAG
This is a messenger RNA of Kazachstania africana CBS 2517, 3162 nucleotides long. It is a transcript of the gene KRE33, whose product is annotated as ribosome biosynthesis protein KRE33. Lineage: Eukaryota; Fungi; Ascomycota; Saccharomycetes; Saccharomycetales; Saccharomycetaceae. Gene Ontology annotation, cellular component: nucleolus; 90S preribosome. The transcript has a single exon. Gene Ontology annotation, molecular function: tRNA binding; ATP binding; 18S rRNA cytidine N-acetyltransferase activity. The record is from RefSeq and is a predicted model, not a curated record. Gene Ontology annotation, biological process: rRNA acetylation involved in maturation of SSU-rRNA. The coding region runs from base 1 to 3162 and encodes 1053 amino acids.